Pseudonaja textilis is the source of this 3373-nucleotide messenger RNA. RefSeq names its product far upstream element binding protein 3 (gene FUBP3). The record is from RefSeq and is a predicted model, not a curated record. Gene Ontology annotation, molecular function: RNA binding. Gene Ontology annotation, biological process: regulation of DNA-templated transcription. Lineage: Eukaryota; Metazoa; Chordata; Lepidosauria; Squamata; Elapidae.
GAGGGACUUCCUUUUCCGGGUACGGGUCCCCAGGCGGAGGGAGAGCGAGGCAUCCGGAGCGCUUGAGCCCCCCGGGCGCCAGACGGAGAGGCCGACAAAUGGCUGCUAAACUUGGAGAAAUUUCUCACGUGAAUAAUUCUGCGCCCCUCGUGGACCCCUCGGUGUACGGUUACGGAGUAAAGCGGGCUUUGGAAGACGGGAGUCUCCGUGUAAACUGGCUUCAUGGAUCACAGAUAAGAGACAACCCCAGAAUAGGUAACCAGUUAGGAGCCCUGGUACAUCAAAGGGCAGUAAUAACCGAAGAUUUCAAAGUGCCUGACAAAAUGGUUGGAUUCAUUAUCGGCAGGGGCGGUGAGCAAAUCUCCCGGAUUCAGGCAGAAUCGGGGUGCAAAAUUCAGAUAGCAUCAGACAGCGGUGGGAUGGCAGAAAGGCCUUGCAUGCUGACCGGAUCGCCAGAGAGCAUCGAACAAGCGAAACGACUCCUGGGCCACAUCGUAGAUCGUUGUAGGAAUGGGCCCGGCUUUCACAACGACGUGGACGGCAACAACACAGUACAAGAAAUCCUCAUUCCAGCCUCCAAAGUGGGCCUGGUCAUCGGGAAAGGCGGUGAAACGAUAAAGCAAUUACAGGAACGAACCGGUGUGAAAAUGAUCAUGAUCCAAGAUGGCCCUUUACCGACCGGAGCAGAUAAGCCUCUUCGGAUUACGGGAGAUGCUUUUAAAGUACAGCAAGCCCAGGAGAUGGUAUUGGAGAUUAUCCGAGAAAAAGACCAGGCCGACUUCCGGGGCGUACGCAACGAUUUUACAUCCCGAAUGGGACGGAGCAUAGAGGUCUCUGUGCCCAGAUUCGCCGUGGGGAUCGUAAUAGGAAGAAACGGCGAAAUGAUCAAGAAGAUUCAGAACGACGCCGGGGUUAGGAUUCAGUUUAAACCAGAUGACGGUAUCAGCCCAGAAAGAAUUGCCCAGGUCAUGGGCCUCCCUGACCGAUGCCAGCACGCAGGUCACAUCAUCACCGAGCUCAUCCUCACGGCACAGGAGCGCGAUGGUUUCGGGACCCUGGCCGUCACCCGGGGCAGAGGGCGCGGACGGGGAGACUGGAGCCUGGGCACCCCCGGCGGCAUGCAGGAAAUCACUUACACGGUGCCCGCCGAUAAAUGUGGCCUGGUGAUCGGCAAAGGAGGAGAGAACAUCAAGGGCAUAAACCAGCAAUCGGGGGCACACGUGGAGCUCCAGCGAAACCCUCCUCCCAACACGGACCCGAACAUUCGGAUAUUCACCAUCCGGGGAGUGCCCCAGCAGAUCGAGCUCGCCAGGCACUUGAUCGAUGAGAAAGUGGGAGGCACCAACCUAGGUGGACCUGGGGGGUUUAGCCAGGCUCCUUUCAGCCAGCCACCUGCGACGACCCAUCAAAACGGUCCCCAGGCGUUCAUGACCCAGGGCUGGGGAAGCACUUUCCAGACGUGGCAGCAACCAGGACAGCAGGUCCCAAGUCAGCAAAACCAGCAGCAGAAUAGCCAACCAGAUUACAGCAAGGCAUGGGAAGACUAUUACAAGAAGCAGAGUCACGCUGCCACAGCUGUUUCCCAAGCCAGCAGCCAGCCAGACUACACAAUGGCCUGGGCAGAGUAUUACCGGCAACAGGCGGCCUACUACGGGCAGACGUUAGGGCAGGCUCACAACCAGGAGCAGUAGAACAACUGUUUGAUUCUCCUACCUUUUUCCUUUUCCUUGGAAUCAUUGUGGAAACAAACCUUUUUUGUAACAGAGGUUUCUAGAUUUGCAGCCGUUUGAAGAUCUUUCUUUCUUUCUUUCUUCUUCCUUCCUUCCUUUCUUUCUUUCGUGAAACACUAGUGGUUAGGAUAAUCUCUAUUGAACUUUUUCUAAGAAUCAGGAACAAUUAGUAACAUGUACUAAAACUUUACGGACGUGCUAUGUCAUUUUCUUCCUUUUCCUUAAUUUCUGCUUUUUGUUUUUGUUCUUUUUUUUUUCUUUUUCCGGGGAGGAUUCAUUUCCAAAAUCGUAAGGCAAAAAAAUAAAAAAAAUCAAAAAAAAAACGACAGGAAAAAAAAAUUUAAAAAGAGCACGAAGCAAAACUCCGGGAACAUGAUUUGGAGGGAAGCCAAUGAACAGCUGUGGCAUCACAACUUUCCCCAAAGCUUUCAACAAAUGGGUUUUUGUGUGGGCGUGUGUUUGGGUUUUAUUCCUUUCUUUUUUUUUUCUCUUUUUCACCCACCCCCCAUCUCUUCUCUUUGUACUUUGAUUUUAAAAUCUUUUUUUUUUUCUGUUGAAAAAAGAAAAACAAACAGACAGACAAACAAAAAACGCUUGGAAGUCUUAGGUGGUAUGUAACAAAUUCUAAAAGAAAAGAAAAUGAUUUUUUUAAAAAAAACAGUAUUUAAAUAUUCUUAAAUAUGUAAAUUCAUUAAAUAUUUUACUUCUAAUUUUUCUUGUACCUUGGCUGUCUUUGUUUUUGAUUUUAUUGCAUUUUUUUAAAAGAAGAAACUGAAUUAUGCUAUGUAUUGUAAUUAAUUAUGUGAAUUUAUUGGGACAGUUGCUGUUUGCUGUCGUUCUUUUAUCGCGGGGGGGGGGCAUUUUGUAGGGGCUGUAUAAUUUCUAGAGAUCUAAAGGGUUAAUAUAAAAGCAAUGUGUUAAUUUUUUAGUGAUACUAUUUUCCUUUCUAUGUUUCCCUGGUUGGUUGCAUUUGUAAAUCUAAGACCUCCAAGCAUCUCUUUAAAAAAAAAAGAGCAAAAUACUUUUUGUCUAUUUCAGAAAUAAAUACUGUUAUUUUUAAUAUUAAGAUGAAACUGCUAUUAGUAUCUUUAACAAGCACUGUGGAACAUUUAAAUCCUAUAAAAUAGUAGUAACUAUUUUUUAAUUCCAGGGUGUGUGUUUGCUUUUGGCUUUUUAUUUUUUUUUCCUUUGUUUUUAAGUAUUUUCUUACCUUAAUAUUUGUCAAAUUUUACCUACAGGAAAUAAAAAUGAAAUCUAGUAUUAACCAUAGGUAUGUUCUGAAUAAUUUUUUGAUUUAAUAAAAGGGAUAAUAUGGUUUCCAGUGUUUAUUGUAGUGUUUUCUUGUACAGAUAACAGUGUAUUUUUAAAGAGAAAAAAAAAACGGAAGUAAAGCUAUUUUUUUCUUGACAUUUUUAAUUGAUCUAUGCGACAUUCCGUUUUGAAUUGUACCGAAGUUGCUGUUUUAGGAGCUUCCUCGCCCUCCCUCCCAUUUCUUUAUAUAAUGCUUGAAAUGUCUAACUGUAUACAGAAAAGAAAAACAAUUGGAUAAUGUUCAGCAUGAUGUUUUAAAACAAAAAUGUUCUUUUUAUUUGACUGACAGUUGCAUUUUACACUCUCUCUAUAAUAAAAAAAAAUUCCACACG